AUGUCCUCAGAUCAAGUACUGUUUCCUGGCCAGCUGCCUCCCAAUGGUGGCUAUCACACCCUGCUGCAUACGCAGAUUUACGACUAUUUCCUCUCCAUGGGCAUGUUCAAUUGUGCACAAUCUCUUCUCGAAUCCGACAGCAACUUACGACACAAGGUCAUGCCUGGCCAGCGCCAGCACGCCGCCACAAUGCCACCUCCUUGUAGUCCAUCCAUACCAGACUCAGGGCUUGGCACUUCAUACUCCUCGCCAGGUCUUGGGGCAGGUUCUGAAGCCCCAGAAAAUAUGUUGAGACCUUGCGAAGAGCCUGCUCUUUUAUACGAAUGGUUCUGUACCUUCUGGGGCAUGUUUGAGACUUGUCAAGAUGCCAUUACGGGCAGUUCGGAGGGUCAGAUGCAAGACUAUACAACACUUCCACUAAACAUUUCUAACGAUUGUUUCCAACCUCAACCAACAUCAUGGCAGGACCCCAUAACCUUUCAGCCGGUAAGCUCGAGUGCUUUGAAUUUUCGAUUGACUCUGGUACUAAUACUCAAUGGAACCCAAAGUAUCAAGACGUAUACAACCCUUCGCCUAGUAGCUCCUACUGCUACCCUUAUAAUGCUACGACAUUAA
Messenger RNA from Fusarium sp. VM40, 615 nucleotides. The record is from the annotation of a GenBank genome assembly. Lineage: Eukaryota; Fungi; Ascomycota; Sordariomycetes; Hypocreales; Nectriaceae.